Molecule: messenger RNA, 1566 nt
Organism: Miscanthus lutarioriparius
Lineage: Eukaryota; Viridiplantae; Streptophyta; Magnoliopsida; Poales; Poaceae
Source: the annotation of a GenBank genome assembly
AUGGCAUUUAGAAAUAUGGUUUGCACUCCCCAAGUCAUUGAUCUUACGUCAGAGAGAGGGCAAGCUCGAGGAGGCAAUGGUAGUGAGAUACCUGAGCAAGGUGCACAACAUGCUGUCAGAGUUGUAGGAAAUGGAACGAACAUUGGUCUCUCUGGUGUGCGAAGUUACUAUGAUGUGAGCAUAAAUCAUCACCAUCAGCCUGUUCAUAACCCACCCCCGAAUAUAGGUGUUGAUUCUGGUUUUGUCUUCGCAUCAAAUAUGUACAAUCCCUGCAUGUCAUCAACAUCAAUCAACAGACAUGUUUCUCAUGCUCAGAGCUUUGGAUCGGGGAAUCAAACAUUGCCUCUAAACCAAGUCCCAGGAACUAUGGAUGAGAGUAGCAGAAAUGACAGUGUUGGUGAAAGUGCUAGAGAUCAUAUUAAAAGGAAAAAUGCUGCAGUUGCUGGAAGCUAUCCUUUUGUUAAUGGAUUUGCAAGCUCAAGCUCAUCUUCUCAUGCACCUCAGAAUCCUAUGCUUAGGCCUUGGGACCCUUCUUUUGAAUCAACAGUUUCUUCUAAUGUUGCACCGUUCAACCCAUCAGAAUAUCAUGCACACAGCAGUUGGCCGUCCUUAGAAGGAUCUUCCAUAACUGGAACUAAUGGAUUCAACUCAAUGGCUGUUCAUCCAGAAUCAGCACAGCGUGGGAACUAUACAUUUCCAUCCAAUCACAUUGGCCAUUCAUGGAUGUCCCAUGCUACAAAUGGUAUUGCCGAUGGAGUUCCCCAGUGGGAAUAUGUCAAUGCAACUACUAAUAUUCAAGGCAGAUUCGCGCAUUCAGGAGCCACAGAAAUCGCAAAUGGAGGCUUUCAGGAAUAUCAGAAUGGCCCUUCAACUGUUUCUCGGGGACCAGUACCUUAUUUCCACCAGCAUGCGAUGCAUGGCAUGCAAGCUCAUAAUCUGCUUGAUCCUACUCAAAUGCAAGUUCCUUACCAACAAUGCCACAAUAACGGUGUCUUGCAUGGUGGUGUUAAUUACCCUGGAAACCGUCUCCACUUAGGUCCACGAAUUCCAGUUCUCUUCUCCAGUCCUGAACAUACUUUUGGACCUCCACAGCAUCCGUUCCUGGCAAAUCCAGUUAACCACCGCAACAUAAGGAUUCUACCACCCGAGCAGCAUGCCACAAUAAUGGAUUUUUCGAGAUUGUAUGAAGUGUCAAAUACUGUAGAUGAGCAUAGAGAUAUGCGUCUAGAUAUAGACAACAUGACGUAUGAGGAGCUUUUAGCAUUAGAAGAGCAGAUUGGAGAUGUCAAUACUGGCCUGACAAAAAGUCACAUUGUAGAUAAAUUGAGGACUAGCCUAUAUGUUCCAGGAACAUCGAGCAUGUCUGAUCAGCCAUCUAGAUCUUCUCUAGAGAAUGAUGCUUGCAUAAUAUGCCAGGAGGAGUACCAGGUUAGAGACUGCGUUGGCACCCUUGACUGUGGUCACAGGUACCACGCAGAGUGCGUGAAGCAGUGGUUGAUGGUGAAGAACUUGUGCCCCAUCUGCAAGACAACAGCAUUGUCUGCCAACAGAAGACAAGGACAAUGA